This is a messenger RNA of Carcharodon carcharias (great white shark), 5210 nucleotides long. RefSeq names its product synaptotagmin-like 4 (gene sytl4). Bases 748 to 2985 code for a protein of 745 amino acids. The record is from RefSeq and is a predicted model, not a curated record. NCBI's taxonomy places the organism in Eukaryota, Metazoa, Chordata, Chondrichthyes, Lamniformes, Lamnidae. Gene Ontology annotation, molecular function: phospholipid binding; small GTPase binding; neurexin family protein binding. Gene Ontology annotation, biological process: exocytosis; intracellular protein transport. The transcript has 20 exons. Gene Ontology annotation, cellular component: exocytic vesicle; plasma membrane.
CCUCACCAGAUAAGAGACAUUCUUUAGGACUAGUGAGAACUCUGAUUAAUUGAAUCCAUUAGUCUGGACUGCAUCGACUAGCACAGAUUGAAGAAUCAAAUCUGCAGGUUUGUUGAUCUGCGUGGCUCAGCUAUUUCCCAGACUGGAGGGUUGAGAUGCCAAGAAUGGACUAGAGACAGUUUCGCCCCCAGGUGGCUGGUUUACUUUGUUGAACCUCCAGCUGAAAAGUUCUUUAAACUUUCGCUUCCGGAACCAGCGGAAGAAACCAGAAAUCCAAGCGAAAGGAUUAGAAAAAUCCUUCCCGAGCGAGUGUUUUGGUUGUGCCCCGUAUCCUAAACAAGGAAUGAAAACUAGCAAUGCAGAAGAAACAAGCUACUCAGCUCUCAUUAUCUGAGGAGGAUUCCAAUGAGGAGGAAGAAGGAUAAUGAAGAUGGGACCCACAUUGCACAGAUCAGCCACUUACACCGCUGCUCGUGAUGCCAGGGAUACCCUAACAGCUCAAAGGAUCUAAUUUGGUAAAAUGUUGAAAAGAUUGCUUCCAGACUGUUAACUCUGUUAAAUUAGUUCAUCCAGUGGAUGGACAGCAACACAAUGUCGGACGGAACAACAAUCGCUGGACAAUCUCAUACACAGACAUCACUCAGAACCAUUGUGUAUUGAACAUCUGAAAUCUCUUUAUUGCCCACACUCUAAGAAAGAGGUUGUUGCGGUUUGUAAAGGCGUCAAAUCUUUGGUGAUUGCGGCAUUAUGUCAAAACAGAGGGAGAUGAUCAACUUGUCAUUUCUGACAGAUAAAGAAAGGGAAGUAAUCAUGGAAGUUCUCCUCCGAGAUGAGAUGUUGCGGACAUCUGAGGAAAAGCGAAUAAGAAAAUCAGUGGGAAUUCAUGCAUCCGAUGCUUUGCAUAGACUUUUGAUGUAUCACCUCUGGCUAUCGGAAGUUGAAUUGGUGGCUCUCCUUCCUGACCAGCCUGUCCUCAGUCCAAGGAAGUUGAAGAGUGAGCUGUUGGAAAUACGACGUAAGGGAGCGAAACGUGGCAGUAAGGACUACAGUGAUAAGACUUGUGCACGAUGCCAGCAGACACUGGGCCGCUUUGUCAAGAGUGGUAAUGUGUGCAAGCAGUGUAACCACCUGGUGUGUAAAGAAUGUGGCGUUUCAGGUGUAGAUGGAAGGUGGAAAUGCACUGUGUGCAUCAAGGAGGCAAAGCUAAAGAAACAAACUGGAGAUUGGUUCUUUGAAUGCCGAACAAAACGGCACAGCAUUGAUUUAGGCAGCGAUAUAAUCAGAGCAUCAUUAAAGAGGAAAUAUGCCUUAAAUAAGCGAGAGACAGCAGGACAGGCGUUACUGCAGAAGGCAUUGGCCAACGAAGCAAAAGCAAGUGCUAUUGCAAAGGCAAGGCAGAAGACAUCUCAAGAUGAAGGCAGGGUUUCUAGCAUCCUGUCUGAAUCCCAAGAGGGUUCCGAGCAGCCAAGCGACACAGAGUCCACUGGACAUAUGAGCAUCAGUAGCCAUAAGAGCAACUCGCAAUCUCCCUCCAAACACAAUACACCUAACAAUUCCAGGCGGAGUUCCUUAACAGAGAGCAGUACUAUGGAUGAACAUCCCAUUUCCAAACCCAUGAACACAGGCAGCAUGACUCUCCCAGCCAUAUCGAAGUCACCCACCAUCAGCAAAACCAACAUACAAUCUGACUUGGGCAACGAAACCCGCACAAAAAAACACAGCAGAAUUUCAAUGGAUGAAAACGUUUCUGAGAAUGUGUUUAAAAAGAGUGCAAAAAGCAUUCUGAAGCCCACAGAUUAUAGUAAAUCUGUGAUGGAUCUUCACGUAUCGGAUUCUGCAAACUUAAGUGAUUCCAUGGGAGACCGUAGUCAGUCAGUUCCAGGUCUCAAUGUGGAGCAGGAGGAGGAGGAAGAGGACAUUGAUAAAUUGGUGAAAAUUCACCGGUUGACAAACGCUCGUCAAAGCCUCCAGAGUGGCAAUUCUGUUAGUACAACAGGCAGCAUGAUUAGCAUCUACAGUGAGGCAGGUGACUAUGGCAAUGUCACAGUUACUGGGGAAAUCAUUUUCCUUCUGAAUUAUGACCAAAAGAAACAGGCACUUAAUAUACAUGUGAAGGAGUGUCGUAACCUGGCUCAUGGAGAUGAGAACAAGAAGCGGUCAAACCCCUAUGUGAAGUCUUAUCUGUUACCAGAUAAAUCCCGACAAAGUAAACGAAAGACUACAGUUAAACGUAAUACAACUGACCCUGUCUACAAUGAAAUCUUACGGUACGACAUCAGUGAGUCACAGUUAAUUAUGAGGACGUUGCAACUUUCUGUCUGGCACUCUGACCGCUUUGGACGGAAUGCUUUUCUGGGAGAGGUGGAUCUCUCACUAGAUAUUUGGAACUUCAAUAAUGAGUCUGAGGAAUGCCUUCCUCUUCACAGUAAGGCAAAUGCAGAAUCUGGCAUUAUUCCUCCAUAUAAAGGGGAAUUGGUACUUUCAAUAAAAUACAUUCCAACUGCCCCCAUGGACAAGAGUAAAGGAAAGAAGGGCACAAGGCCACUCGAGGGUGGGGAGCUACAGGUGUGGAUUAAGGAAGCCAAGAACCUUACACCAAUGAAAGUAGGAGGAACAUCAGACACUUUUGUCAAAGGGUACCUAUUACCAUUCAGAACCAAAACAUCUAAACGGAAAACUCCUGUGGUGAAGAAGACAUUGAACCCUCACUAUAACCACACCUUUGUGUACAGUGGUGUGAAGCUUGAGGACUUGCAGCAUGUCUGUCUGGAGCUGACCAUCUGGGAUAGAGAGCCCCUGUCCAGCAAUGAUUUUCUCGGAGGAGUUCGCCUUGGAGUUGGAAAUGGAGUUAGCAAUGGACAAAAAGUGAACUGGAUGGAUUCAGUGGGAGAGGAGAGCAACGUUUGGCGGAGGAUGACCCAAUACCCUGGUUCCUGGGUUGAAGGAACACUGUUACUUCGUCCAAACAUGACUGGGCACAUCUAGACAGGGGAUAAAAUGUACAACUUUACUUCCAAAAAGUACAUCCUGAAUUACUAUAUUGCAAACAGAAAAUUGGUCAAGUUUUCCAGCACCAAAUUACAUAUUAGAGUUUCAUCCCCAAAACAACAAAAGUUCCAUAUAUUCAUUCAUACCAAAAUCUGCCUCAGGAAUGGAGAGAAUAUUUUUGAUUAGAAACAAAUAUGAUUAGCUCCAUGAAUUCACAGGAACCAGAAUGGUAGCUUGUGGUAGACUGAGAUCCGACCAUGCCAGCAACUGAAGGAGAAAUCAGGGAAGAGAAAAUUUUAUGUUAAGAGAAUUGAUGUGAGGGCAUUUUAAAAAUGCUUCUCUUGCAGCCUGCAUUCACAUGGUUCUUUUCCUUACCCACCCCCUGCAUUAAUCAAUAAUGAAAGUGACAAUAGUGAAAUCAGUGCUACAUUCCUUAAGUCGGAUUAUUAAUUUGAUCUUUGGACGUGGAUCUUACAUUCAGAUAUUAACUCUUUUGCUCCUCAUUCAAUCUAUUGCUGUAUUUUGCUAUUUUGCUUUUUGUUGUGGGAAAUUUGUAGCUGGAAUAUUUUUGUUUUCAAGGUCAGUAAUAUUCCCUCAUUUAACAGAAAAUUGUAUAUUGCCUCCAUGCUAUUAAUGGUGGAGUGUUAGCUUGUGGUAAAAUACAGGCUGAGAGUUCCCUUAAUUUCACUACUCGUUUCAGAUUGGAAAAUCAGGAAUAGGUUAUUGCCUCCAUUUCCCCUAUUACAUAAAAUGCCAUAAGAUUGUUAAAGCCAUCAUUGCUGCUGCAGGUACACACCAGAAAAUCAAAAAUAAUCAAAACAGCACAUCAAAAUGAGGCACUCUCCAUUUCUCAAGUAAACUUAGAACAAUCUUGUCAGACUCAAAGAAAUCCCUUUGACAGUCGAAGCUUUGUAAGGUUUUAAACUCAGAAGCAAAGUAUUAGUUUAAUAAAACCUUGUUUGAGGGGAAUCCAUGCAAGUUCCUACCAAGUACAGGAAAUUUAUUUGGUGGGUUUUACAUUGUCUCAUUGGGUAAGUUAAACAUUCAAAAUAUAUAGAUUAUGAAUAUCUUGUUGAACUUAAAACACAUACAAACAUCUACACUCCUUCAGAAAAAUGGGACGGGCCUUCAUUCCUCCUCCAUUUUAUGUAGCUUUUCUCCCAGUUGAUGGUAUAUUGAUUCAACAAAUGGCUUCCACAUUACUGUUACUGUCUUCAAUACCUUUUAUAGUCAGUCAAUAUAAUUUGUUCAACUUUAGUUAGCCUUAAUCUACUUUUUUGAUCUUUAACAUAAAACCUAAUGUCAUCAUCAAAUAUUAAACCCUAAGAUGUCAGGCUUUGCCUGCCACUUCUUUGUGUGGGUUGUUGAUUAGUCUAUGAUGUUAGCUGGCUUUCACUGAUAUCCUGAAGUUAAUGUCAAAUUUAUAGAUUAAGGAUAAUGUGCAUAAAUGCUGGCCAAUGUUGGGUGCCAAGCAAUAAGCAUCUGUUUCAAUUCCAUCCAAUGGUUUAACUGAUUUUAUGAGUGAUGAGGAAAGACGCCUCAUUUAUGCUUCAAUGCAGUGGGAGGUUUCACAACCUAAUUUCCACCAAUGGUUUAAUUCGGUGAGUAGCUGAUCCAUAUAGUCCACUAAAGCCUGGGCUCGGUGAAGUGUUAGGAUGGAAAUGUGAUGAAUACCUGGGUGUGUUUAAUGGUAUAUUUCAUACAAAUCUGUUACAUAGUCUAUGCUUUAAAAUGAUUAAAGUGUAAAUAUUGGCUACUGUACUAGAGUUUCAUUGCACAAACCUCAAGAGCUGACAGGAAAAGAAUAUGCACAUAUAUCUGGAAACACAUUGUAUAUUAAUAACGUUGUUUACAUCUGUAGGUUUCUCUAGUGUCUGCUCCAUAACUGCAAAAAGCAUUUUGAAACAGAACAACUUCAGUUCAUCAGGAAAAAUGCCCUUUUUAUCUUUCUUUCUGCCACCUUAGACUUCAAAGAGAGACAUAUAACAUAUAAAAAGGCUGGUUUCCCAUUCUUGUAAUUUAAUUACUUAAUUUUCCUCCAUAGUGAUGAGGCAGAACUCCAUUGAGGCUGAAGCACUUAAUUAUAUCGUUUCUGAAACAAUCACAUGGACUCUGAAAAAUGACUUUAGGGAUUAUGAUUUUCAUGUUGAUCUCAAGUUCUGAUUUAUCUUUUUUGACUAUAUAAUUUUACUUACAAUAAAGUUUAGUAUUUUUAGCUGUGA